Exophiala bonariae is the source of this 1590-nucleotide messenger RNA. RefSeq names its product Cytochrome B translational activator protein cbs2 (gene CBS2). The transcript has 5 exons. Gene Ontology annotation, biological process: folic acid metabolic process; tetrahydrofolate interconversion; L-serine catabolic process. The coding region runs from base 1 to 1590 and encodes 529 amino acids. Gene Ontology annotation, cellular component: cytoplasm. Gene Ontology annotation, molecular function: serine binding; zinc ion binding; cobalt ion binding. The record is from RefSeq and is a predicted model, not a curated record. Lineage: Eukaryota; Fungi; Ascomycota; Eurotiomycetes; Chaetothyriales; Herpotrichiellaceae.
AUGUCACGCCCCAUCGUGUCCAGGGGACUCUGGUCAUCACUUUCCUUACCAACAAAGCCAUCCGUGUGUACCUCAUGCAGAUCUACCUUCCGAGGGAUUUCGACCUCGAAGGCUCUGACUUCUUCACACACGGAAGCACAGAACAAGUUGCUGGGAGACCAUCUCAAAGAUGCAGACCCGGAGAUUUUCGAGAUAUUGCAGAGGGAAAAACGGAGACAAAAGCAUUUCAUCAACCUCAUCCCUUCAGAGAAUUUCACUUCUCAAGCUGUAUUGGAUGCCUUGGGCAGUGUCAUGCAGAACAAAUACUCGGAAGGUUAUCCCGGUGCUCGAUAUUAUGGUGGCAAUGAACAUAUCGACGAAUCCGAAAGACUUUGUCAGAAGCGAGCUCUUCAGACUUACCGGCUCAAUCCCGAGGAAUGGGGUGUAAAUGUUCAAGCUCUAUCUGGUUCUCCGGCUAACUUGUACGCCUAUUCCGCACUUCUCAACACACACGACCGUAUCAUGGGGCUUGAUCUACCUCAUGGUGGUCACCUAUCCCAUGGCUAUCAGACGCCGACCAAGAAGAUCUCCAUGAUCUCCAAAUAUUUCGAAACCUUUCCUUAUCGUCUAGACGAAUCUACUGGUCUGAUCGACUACAAUAAGCUCCGAGAAAAUGCAUUACUCUACCGACCCAAAAUCAUUAUUGCAGGCACAUCCGCCUACAGCCGAUUGAUCGACUAUGAAAAGUUCCGCGCCAUUGCCGACGAAGUCGGUGCUUAUCUCUUGAGUGACAUGGCUCACAUCUCCGGCCUCGUGGCCGCAGAUGUCAUCCCUACUCCCUUCCAAUACUCUGACGUCGUUACUACCACCACUCACAAAUCUCUACGUGGUCCUCGUGGAGCCAUGAUUUUCUACCGCAAGGGCGUCCGCCGGACCAACAAGAAAGGUGAGAAGGAACUGUACGACCUCGAGGGCCCGAUCAACGCCUCGGUGUUCCCGGGACAUCAAGGUGGUCCACACAACCAUACAAUUACCGCACUCGCGGUGGCUCUAAAGCAAGCACAGAGCAAAGAGUUCAAAGAAUAUCAGCAAACUGUACUUACCAACGCAAAGGCUUUGUCCGAGAGGUUGGGCAAUGGCGCAUAUUCGGGCGGCCUGGGCUACAACGUUGUGUCUGGAGGCACAGACAACCAUCUUGUAUUGGUCGACCUGAAAUCAAAGGCCAUCGAUGGUGCCAGGGUUGAACGCGUGCUUGAGCUCUGUGGUGUAGCGGCCAACAAGAACACCGUUCCCGGUGACAAGUCUGCUCUGAAGCCUGGUGGGUUGCGAAUGGGUUCACCAGCCAUGACCACGCGAGGCUUCCAACCCAACGACUUCACGCGAGUCGCAGAAAUCGUCGACCGUGCUGUUUCCAUCGCAGUCAAAGUGGACAAGAGUGCGAGACAGGACGCCGAGAGCAAGGGCAAGAAGAACCCGGCAACCGUCAAGAGUUUCCUCGAGUAUGUCAAGGACGGCACCGAAGUGCCAGAGAUCUUGACGUUGAGGCAAGAAGUCGAAGACUGGGUGGGCACUUUUGGAGAGCCGUGGAUCAAGGAAGGUGGCUCCAGUUGA